Pyrus x bretschneideri (Chinese white pear) is the source of this 1547-nucleotide messenger RNA. RefSeq names its product origin of replication complex subunit 4. The transcript is spliced from 16 exons. Gene Ontology annotation, molecular function: ATP binding; ATP hydrolysis activity; DNA replication origin binding. Gene Ontology annotation, biological process: DNA replication initiation; DNA replication. Gene Ontology annotation, cellular component: nucleus; nuclear origin of replication recognition complex. The record is from RefSeq and is a predicted model, not a curated record. The coding region runs from base 143 to 1402 and encodes 419 amino acids. NCBI's taxonomy places the organism in Eukaryota, Viridiplantae, Streptophyta, Magnoliopsida, Rosales, Rosaceae.
AAAGGUUCAGUUCGGCCCAUAGUUAACUUGGGCCUUCGGUCUUAGGUGGGGCACAUGUUGGUACUGUAUAAACCGACUGCGCAUUCCUUCCCGCCAUUUCUUUCUCGUCUCAUUUCAUCCCGCUCCGAGCUUGCUUCUCGAAAUGGCGCGGGAAAAUCAGGCGGAGAAAGCCCUAUGUCUGCUCCGGAGCCGGCUCUGCGACCCAAAUUUCGCCUUCAAAGCUCUCUCUCACUCCGACGACUCAAACUACAGCAAGUUGAAAUUUUUAGUUUCGAGUUCGAUCACUGAGGCCUGCAACAACUCCAUUUUGCUUCUGGGUCCCCGUGGUUCCGGAAAAAUUGCCGUAUUGGAGCUUGUGCUCAGCGAUUUAUUACAAGAAUUUCCUGAUAUGAUUUCAGUGAUUAGGUUGAGUGGCCUUUUACAUAGCAGUGACAACUGCGCAUUCAAGGAAAUCGCUAGGCAGCUAUGCGUGGAGCAUCAGUUGGUGUUCUCGAGAAUGGCAUCGUUUGAUGAUAACUCUCAGUUUAUGAUAGCCAUGUUAAGGGAGUGUGGAUUAGCGCAUAAAACAAUUAUUUUUGUGUUGGAUGAGUUUGACUUGUUUGCUCUGGGAAAACAGAGAUUGCUUUAUAGUUUACUUGAUGCAAUGCAGUCAGUUACAUCUCAAGCUGUUGUCAUUGGUGUGAGUUCGCGACUGGAUGCUGAUAUGCUUUUGGACAAACGAGUAAGAUCUCGUUUUUCACAUAGAAAGCUUUUGUUUCUUCCUCCUGCUUAUGAAGACAUACAACGAUUGUUGGAGCACAUUUUACUAUUGCCAACAGACUCAAGCUUUCCACCAGACUAUGCUAUUGCAUUCAAUGCAAAACUUCAAACUAUAUUGGCUGAUGAGAGAUUCAAAGAGAUCAUUAAUACAUAUCUGAAUCUUGAUUCAACCGUCAAACAUUUGUUAAGAUAUCUAUUCCGCGCUGUUUCUGAUAUGGAUUUAGAAUCUGGAAUGCUGUCACUAGAAAACUUCAAAACCGCACUUUCAAAUAUCCAAAGGCAUCCAAAGUUGGAAUGCAUAAAAGAUUGCUCUGUAUUGGAACUUUACAUUCUGGUAUGCAUGAAGAGGUUGGAAGUUAAAGAGCAGAACUCAUACAAUUUCAACGCUGUAAUGAAAGAGUACAAAAGCAUACACGAUUCGGUCAAGACAGCUGACUAUUUUGCAAGAAAUGUUUGCUUGCGGGCAUUCGAACACCUUCUACAACGUGAACUAAUUGGGUUUGCAGACAACAGAGGACAGAAUCAAUCCAUUGAAUUCAGUCCUGUAAAACUUUUAAUUUCAUCCCAUGAACUACAUCAGGGGAUGAAAUCAUACGGAUCCUGUCCUGCAAUUCUUCAACAAUUAAUGGAUCGUCAGAAGUAGAGUUGCUGAAGGGAGCUGCUUCAUGUGCUUCAUGUGUAUCAUAAUCACAAGACGUGGUGUAAUCUCUAGCAUUUGUUUCAUUUGAUCUUGCUUGUGUAUCAAUAUAAAUAAUUUAUUUAUGUAAAAGCAUUAUUGCUUUCUGUCA